GCAGACAAAAGAGCACAUCACAAUGCGCUGGAGCGUAAACGCAGGGACCAUAUCAAGGACAGUUUCCACAGUCUAAGGGACUCAGUACCUUCACUCCAAGGAGAAAAGGUGAGCUUGCUUAUGGCUUCACGGGCGCAGAUCCUGGACAAAGCAACAGAGUAUAUACAGUACAUGAGAAGAAAAAAUCACACACACCAGCAAGAUAUUGAUGACCUAAAGAGACAGAAUGCUCUGUUAGAACAGCAAGUUCGUGCUCUGGAGAAAGCAAAAUCAAAUUCAAGGCUUCAGUCCAGCUAUUCUUCUUCUGACAGCAGCCUUUACACCAAUCCCAAUGGCAGUGCCAUAUCCGCCUUUGAUGGAGGAUCUGAUUCCAGCUCAGAAUCAGAACCAGAAGAGCCUCAAAGCAGAAAGAAACUACGGAUGGAAGCAAGUUGA
Staurois parvus is the source of this 435-nucleotide messenger RNA. The record is from the annotation of a GenBank genome assembly. Lineage: Eukaryota; Metazoa; Chordata; Amphibia; Anura; Ranidae.